This is a messenger RNA of Blumeria graminis f. sp. triticale, 135 nucleotides long. NCBI's taxonomy places the organism in Eukaryota, Fungi, Ascomycota, Leotiomycetes, Helotiales, Erysiphaceae. The record is from the annotation of a GenBank genome assembly.
AUGAUCUAUCUCUCGUUGAAGGUCAUGGAAAAUUUGGCCUCGAAUUUCAAUUUUUUUCGCGAUAUCCCUUACUUCGGCCAAACGUUCGAAGUGAACCUAUUCCGGGCCCCUCUAGACAAUCUGAGUUUGCGGUAA